GGGGCGGAGCCGAGCCGAGCGGGACGGAGAUGGCGCAGCGGGCGCUCCCCAACCCCUACGCGGACUAUGACAAGUCCUUGGCCACCGGCUACUUCGACACGGCCGGAAGGCUGACCCCCGAAUUCACGCAGCGGCUGAAUAACAAAGUCAGGGAGCUGCUGCAGCAGAUGGAGAGGGGCCUCAAGUCCGCCGACCCGCACGACUGCACCGCGUACACCGGCUGGGCAGGCAUUGCUUUGCUGUAUCUGCACCUGUAUGAUGUGUAUGGAGACCCAGCCUACCUGCAGGUGGCCCAGGAGUACGUGAAGAAGAGCCUGAGCUGCCUGACGAGACGCUCCGUCACUUUCCUGUGUGGCGAUGCUGGGCCCCUGGCAGUGGCCGCUGUCAUCUACCAUAAACUGCAGAACCACAAGCAGGCAGAAGACUGCAUCACUCGUUUGCUCCACCUGCACAAGGCUGACCCACGGGUGCCCGAUGAGCUGCUGUACGGGCGCAUGGGCUACCUCUAUGCACUGACGUUUGUGAACAAGCACUUCGGAGAGGAAAAGAUCCCUAAAAGUCACAUUCAGCAGGUCUGGGAAGCAGUUGUAGCCUCAGGAGAGAACCUGGCCAAAAAGAGGAAUUUCACAGCCAAGAGCCCCCUGAUGUACGAGUGGUACCAGGAGUAUUAUGUCGGGGCAGCCCAUGGUUUGGCUGGGAUUUACUACUAUCUCAUGCAGCCUGGCCUUGGAGCGAGCCAAGUAAAGCUGCACAACACAAUCAAGCCCAGUGUGGACUAUGUCUGCCAGCUCAAGUUCCCAUCUGGGAAUUACCCUCCAUGCAUCGGUGACACAAGAGACCUACUUGUCCACUGGUGUCAUGGGGCACCAGGGGUAAUCUACAUGCUUGUCCAGGCCUACAAGGUCUUUGGGGAGCAGCAGUACCUGAACGAUGCCCUGCAGUGUGCAGAAGUGAUCUGGCAGUACGGAUUACUAAAGAAAGGCUACGGGCUGUGCCACGGGACAGCUGGUAAUGCUUACAGCUUCCUGGCACUGUACAACCUCACUCAGAACAUGAAAUACCUCUACAGGGCCUGCAAGUUUGCAGAGUGGUGUUUAAGCUAUGGGCAACACGGGUGCCGGACUCCAGACACACCAUUCUCCCUCUUUGAAGGAAUGGCUGGAACAAUUUACUUUCUUGCUGACCUGCUGGUGCCAACCAAGGCCAAGUUCCCUGCAUUUGAACUCUGAAGCUGAGCUUGACAGUUUCCUGCCUGAAUCUUUCCACACGUGGAAACACAGUUGAAAGCUGUUUUCUCCUUCUUCCAGACUCAUCAUUCAUUUUUCACCUAACUGAACGUAAUCCAUCCUCUUGAGGGCAUGCUGAGUUCUCUAACAUUUCUAGUCAUCUUACUAUGUUGCUUCAGUUUAAAAGACAGAAUGCAGAUUUUGCUGGUGUCCCGUAAAAGCGCAGGGGUGCGUGUGGGAGCAGGGGAAAACUGUACAGUAUUUUGUUGGCUACAGAGUUUUGCUAUUUUAUGUAUCCCAUUUCCUGGGAAAAAGUUUCUAUUAAAUGUAAGUUGGGCUGUUUCAUUUCUUUUUAUGCUGACAAAUAGUUGCAGGAAUUUUGUUGCCUAUGUAAGACAAAAGAUGGAAAAGUGAGACUGUUCCCCUGCAAGUUGUUUUUAAGUGUUUUCUCUCUGAGCACCCAGGCAGUAUGUGAUUCAGUAGCUGGGCUGUGCCAUGUGAGGCAAAUGUGAUGGACUAUGAAGUCUUUUUAUGUUGUUAAUGUCAUCUUGCAAGUGGCAGAGCUGGAACUGACAUGCCAAAGGCUUGUCCUGAAUUUCCACCCAUUUGCUUUAAAGGCAAAGGCUAUGUAUAGCUCUUUCGUGCAUUUUUUUUCCUGUGGCAGACAAGUAAUCCACUGCCAUCUUCCAUUAAACCUUGUUGGUCUGUGGGUCAUCUAAUGGAAAACUCCAGUCUAAAAGUGAGCUGAGCAUGCUGGCUGGUGUGGUCUCUUCUUGUUAGUUUUGAGAGUUUAUUUUGCAGUCUUUAUUUAAAUUUGUGUGCUAGGUGGUGCCAGGUGCACCAGCAGCAAGGGAAAAGAAAUAUAUUCCACUGAAUUCUGUCAGUGUUUAACCUACUGGCUGUAGUAGAUGUUGUUUACAUGUUUUCUUUUAUAAGCUUUCCCAAACCUGGAUAAUUUGAGUCACUCAUUUACCUUGCUACUGCUUGUUGUAGUUUGAUUUGCAACCACACAUUUACCCAACUGGAAAAUUUGCCCUAGGUUAACUAGCUUUGACCUGUCAAGCAGACCAGAUACUUAGCAAGGGGUAACUCUGAUUUUCCGUCCUUUAGCUGAUGCUGCACCGAUUUGCAGCAGAGACCUGACCCUGUAAAGCACUUCCUUAGCACUGAGCAUGAACUAAGCACUGAUUGCAGGGAAAGUUCCAGAUACAGCUGCACUACUUUGAGGGCAGCUCCUCAGCCUGCACAGAACUGGCUGUGGGUUUUGAUCUUUCAAGGGCCCAGCUGCUGAGUGCCUCAGGCUAUGAGAACAGGUGAGAGCUGCAGGGCAGCACAGCCACACUCCAGCACCGGAAACAGUGGAGCAGGACCACCAAACCUGGCAUACUAACACAACUUGCCCACAUGUGCCUGAACGCAGGGCAGCCAAGCCCCAGUGGCAGAGGCAGACCCCUCGAGAACUUUUCCUCAAAGCCCACGCUCCUGCUGCAAUCACAGGUUUCUGCAAGUCCACCAAAAGACAGCCUGAAAUACAGAGAAGCUCAUCUGCUUGGGGCUGGGCAUCCCUGUUAGAAGCCUCAGGCUGAUGCAGGCUCAGCAGCAGGCAUUCCCUAUCAUUCACAGGGCCUGAGCAGGGAGGUUGCAGAGAGGGAGGAGGUAGGAGCUGGCUAAUCAAACACCACAUGAGGCUCUCUUGGAGUUACCUUCCAGCUUGGCUGGUAUGGUAGCAGAGUAGGCACAUUGAGCCUGGGUUUCUUCUGGGUACUGCUUCUGUAAAGGAGAUGGUUUGCACAGCCUGUGUCACAGUGUCAUGACAGCAUAACCUCCCAGGGUUUGUACACUGAUGGGGGACUAUCAGGGCCAUGUGUACAACUGCUGAGUGGAGCACUGUUUAAUAAAAAUGCUGAAAUGACCAA
Molecule: messenger RNA, 3142 nt
Organism: Myiozetetes cayanensis
Lineage: Eukaryota; Metazoa; Chordata; Aves; Passeriformes; Tyrannidae
Gene: LANCL1
Product: LanC like glutathione S-transferase 1
Exons: 9
Coding region: 30-1229 (399 amino acids)
Biological process (GO): carbohydrate metabolic process; peptide modification
Cellular component (GO): plasma membrane
Source: RefSeq, a predicted model, not a curated record